Messenger RNA from Mesocestoides corti, 2238 nucleotides. The record is from the annotation of a GenBank genome assembly. NCBI's taxonomy places the organism in Eukaryota, Metazoa, Platyhelminthes, Cestoda, Cyclophyllidea, Mesocestoididae.
AUGGACCAACAACCGAAAGUUGAGGCUCGUGUUGACAGAUCAUGUCUACACCCUCGUGGAAAAUACACUGUGUACAGGGUUGUCAUUCAACGACAGUCGUCAUGUGGCUCAGACGAAAUAAUUUUAUUCAAGCGUUUCAGUGACUUUCUCAGACUUCGUCAUCAUCUGAAUGCGGUUCACAAAGCCCUUGGCUACAGAGAACCGCUCCCCCAACUACUGAAUGGGAAGUAUUUCGACCGUUUCCAGCCAUCAGUGAUCGAAACACGUCGCCAGGCUCUGGACGGCUUAAUUAAAUUUAUCGCCUCCAACGAUCACCUCUACUGCCACACUCACUUCACCUUAUUCGCAGCUGGGGGCCUCUCAGUUGAUCUAACAUCGAACCAAGGUCUUUCUUUUUUGCCCCUUGACAACAAAUCGUCUAAAUCCCAAGAAAUUCGACCGACGCCCUCUUUAAACGUGCAGUCUCCUAAACAAUUGCCCCUGAAGCCGCCGAAAGUAAGGAAGGCGACAGCAUCAGAACACUUCACGUCCCCUCUUUCUAGUGACACUGAGAGCGAUCUUGAGGGUGACUCUUUACUGCUGGUUUGGGAAUGCAAUGCAUCUCAGUCUACAAACAUUGCAGAGUCUAUUCAAGCGGCAAAGAACAGCACCCUCAAGGGCCGCUGGAUUGAUGCUUUGCGAUUAUACAAAGACGCGAUUUCUGGGUUAACUACCGAGCUGAAAUCGGAGUUGAAUGGUGCAGAUAAGAAAGAGGAAUAUCGAUGCUUAUUGGCUGCCUGCUUAGCAAAAGCCGAAUUUAUUCACGGGGAAUACCUCUCGCGUCCCGCUCCUCAGUGCACUAAUGAAGAGAAUCAAAGUUGUCAUACUUGGAUGAAAUCGCCAAAACUCGCAUCACUUUGUCAAGAUCCUGUGCUUUUGACUUCAUUCGGAUCCACAGAUGAACUACGUAAACUGAAGAUUUGCGAGGUAGAAGAACAAGGCCUUGUAGUGUGUGAUCGUCUUGAUAGCUUGGUGAGGUAUUCACUAAAGUCCCGGUGCGCUCCAUCGACCCUCAAUGGCAGCUUUCCCCAAAUCCGUUCAGCGACCUUGAACGGUCCCGCGGCAGACUGCAUCCUCCCCGUGGGGUCGGUUCCCUUCAUGUGCCGCUUGCGUCGGCUAAUCGAAACAGAAGACCGGAUUUUCUUCCUGACGGAACGCACCAAAGGCGAACUCCUCUUAGUUGAUUGGCUAAACACGUAUCUCGAGCGUCGAGUAGCCUCGCUUAUGUCGACUGCCAAACAUCGAGGCCUCAACAGUGCCAUGCGACAUCUUAGUUGGUGCAAGAGGGUGUCGAUUCGAGUCCGCCACAUGACCCUCAUUCACCUGCAGGAAUUUAUCGAUGACAGCGCUUCUCCACGGUGCAUGAGUGACGCCAUCUCUCAAGGCUCCAACAGCCGAAUCAGCGGAUCCUCUGGGUCGUUGAAUGCUUCGAUGGAAGCAUUUCGCUCAUCUGUUUCGCCAUCCAAACGCCCCGUUACCGAGAAACUCCUGUCAGACGAGAUGUUUGACGUUUCCUCCUCUGUCACACUCGAGGCCCUCAUGAGCCGGUAUCCGCCUGGUUUAGUGACUCGUGGAUCACGCAGUCGAUCUGCCGAUCGUCUCUCGUCACCACAAGAAUGGAUAGGUGCAGAUGAUGUAGACUACAACAUCCUCCAGUCAAAGCAGCGCGAGGAGCCUUUGCUACCUGAGCGUAGAGUUCUUCAGUGGGCUGCUGAGUUGGUGUCGGUUGUGUCGUGGCUCCACGCACGAGACAUCACAUUAAGGCACCUAACUCGUUCGCGUGUAUACCUUGCACAAGGUGGACACAUCGAGCUUGACUACUUCUUUCGGUGGCCUACGUGUAGCGACAGACCACACCGACACCGCGACUACUGCCAUUCUCCAGAAGUGCUCCUUGGACCCUUGACUCGCCACUUCCUCAGUGGAAUGUCGUGGGAGACGGACGUCGCUUGUGACUGGUGGUCUGUCGGGGUGAUCCUCUACGAACUCUUCACGGGUGUGCAACUCCACGAGAGCCAUCCUAGCGGACUCUCAUCGGUGACGCCUUUGGAAUUGCCGCCCACGUUAUCGUCUGAUGUAGUGAACCUUUUGGUUAUGCUGCUGAAACUGAAUCCUGUCGAGCGGUUGUCUGACACAUCAGUGAAGUCGCAUCCACUGUUCGCGUCAGUUGAUUGGGCCAGCAUAGAAAAUGUCACGUGA